GACAUUUCGUUGUCAUUUUUAGCGGAAUACAAAUAAAUCAGCAAGAAACAAUACAAAUCGAUCUCUAAGUAUCGCUGAAAGAGUAAAACAAAGGAAAAAACGAGCAAAUUAAUGACUAAAAGUAAUAAAAUCUAAUGAAUACAAUAAAAACCGAAAUUUCUAUUUGAAAACAAUUGACAUUCAACCGCAAGAUGUGUGUCACACGCAAUAAAUUUGAGAGAGCCUGUGGACUUUUGCUGCUAAACGAGUUCAAAGCAUUUGUUUACUGCUGCAUACGGUGUCAAUGUGAAUUUGAUUAUAGUAUGGAAUUGGAGGUGCACAUUUUGUCGGAACAUCAAAACGAUGAAAUCCACAUGGAAAAUGUGUUUGUGAAUGAUGGCAUUACUGUGAAUGAAGCAACACCGAUCGAGUAUGGACCAACUAGUGUUAAAAUUGAGCCGUGUGUUGAACAUGGAGAUGCGCCAAAUGCCGAGGAAUCGGUUGAAAUAAAUGCCAGAGAAUUGACUGAUUUCUCAGUGAAUCACGAAUUUGACAACGAUAACAAUGGGAAUGAGAGCAACAAAACCGUAGUUGAAGUAUUAACUUCUAGAAAACGAAGAGAACGGCCGCCCACACCAAAGAAAAGAAAACUGAACAACGUCGAUAAAUCAUUCACAGCCAAAACAAAAGAAUCAAUCAUUAAAGGACGACAAAGUACUCUGAUGCGAAAUGGGCUUGGAUCGAAAAGAAAGAAAAUUGAUAACGAUUCGGUAACAAACCGAAAACAAACUGAAGAAUCAAUGCCAGAAAGCUCAGGGAUAGUUCGAAUGAAGUCCAAAAAAAUUCCAUCAACUUCUCCUUCAUCAUUGAAAAAGGAAGAGUCAGAGUCUCACAAGCGGCGAGAUUAUGGUUCAACUAAACUAUCCGAAGAGAAGAAAAAUAGUUUGAAAAAUGCUUGGAUUGAUGUAAAAGAAGGUCGAAUGACAAUAUACAGAGCAGCCCAAGUGCAUGAUGUAAAUGUGUCAACAUUGCGAAAAUGGUGUCAACGUAAUGAUAUAGAUGAGCAGAGACCAUCAGUCGGAAGACCUUGUUAUCUUGGUAAAAAUUUGGAAAUCAAAUUGAAACAUUGGAUAUCUGAAGCAGCAAAAUCAGGCUUCCCAAUCACACCUCAACUACUGAAAAAUGAAGCGCAUAAGUACAAUGAGGAAUAUGGGUCAGUUGAUGGAUGGCAACCGGGUGAUAAAUGGUAUUAUGGCUUUCUUCAUCGUAAUCCAGACAUAUCCUUGAGGACACCACAACACAUUUCGGUAAACAAAAACCCAACCACUGAGACAGAAGUACGGGAAUGGUAUCAAAAGAUCAAUGACUUCAUAAAUGAAAUGGGGUACGAAGAUUGCUUGAAAGAUGUGAACAGAAUAUUCAAUAUGGAUGAGACAUCAUUUUGUGUGAAUCCAACUUUGGGAAAAGUGCUGGCGAAGCGCGGAGCUAAAAAUGUUUAUACAAUGUCGGUAAAAAAUGAAGCAGACUGCUACACGGUAUUAUUAGGAGGAAGUGCUGCGGGUCAUAAGACACCACCUUUGAUCAUAUUCCCAGGCAAAAGCCUUCCAAAUCAAGUGAAUCAAAUGCUACCAAAUAAAUGGCAUGCAUAUUGUUCUGAAAGUGGUUGGAUGAACCAAGACAUAUUCUACGACUAUAUUUCUAAUGAUUUUUAUCCCUGGCUUAUCAAACAUGGAAUUACAACGCCUGUUAUUGUCUUCGUGGAUGGUCAUGUCAGUCAUCGAUCACUAAAACUGAGUGAAUUUUGUUACAACAACAAAAUUAUUUUGGUAUCGUUCUUGCCAAACAUGACUCAUAUCUGUCAACCGAUGGACGUUGUAGUUUUCGAUUCUGUUAAACAAAAAUGGUCAUCAAACUUAGAAGAAUUCAGAAAUUUAUGUGGUGACCUACAAAGAAUGCCAGAAGCUAAUUUUUGUGAGCUUCUUGAUCAAUGUGUAGAAGAAAAUCUCACACCAGAGCUGAUAAAAACGGCGUUUGUGAAAACCGGUUUGAAUCCUUUCGAUGCAAACAGCUUCAACUACUCUAAGCUAUCGACAGUGGCGUCAACUGGGGAAAAAGCAUCGUUCACAUCGUGAAAACUACAACACUCAGUAGCCACCAACAAAUUUUCCCAACGUUUAUGGAACGUUUGAUUAAAGAAAAAACAAAAUUUGUCCAGAUGGUUCGUACAACAUGUUGGUUGAAAAAAUAAACUAACUUUUAUUGGCACUAUAUUUAACAGAUACAUCGAUUGGAAAAAAAUAUAUAGGAAAAGACAAUUGUUGUUUCAUCAAAUUGUUGUUUUAAACACGUGAUUUAAAUAAGCCAAUAAAUGAUAAAGGCAAUAAAUUUGCAUUUUA
Messenger RNA from Sitodiplosis mosellana (orange wheat blossom midge), 2375 nucleotides. RefSeq lists its product as uncharacterized. Gene Ontology annotation, cellular component: nucleus. The transcript is spliced from 5 exons. NCBI's taxonomy places the organism in Eukaryota, Metazoa, Arthropoda, Insecta, Diptera, Cecidomyiidae. The record is from RefSeq and is a predicted model, not a curated record. Gene Ontology annotation, molecular function: DNA binding. The coding region runs from base 192 to 2111 and encodes 639 amino acids.